GGAGGGAGCGCUGCGCUCGCACCAGCUGUUUCCCGCCUUGAGCGGCAGAGGCGCGGCGCGCUCAGCUGGGGCCGGCGCCCGCAUGGAGUACUUCAUGGUGCCCGCGCAGAAGGUGCCCGCGCUGCAGCACUUCAGGAAGUCAGAGAAGGAGGUGAUCGGCGGGCUCUGCAGCCUGGCCAACAUCCCACUGACCCCAGAGACCCAGCGGGAUCAGGAGCGGCGGAUACGCAGAGAAAUCGCAAACAGCAACGAGCGAAGGCGGAUGCAGAGCAUCAAUGCCGGCUUCCAGUCUCUAAAAACCCUCAUUCCACACACAGAUGGGGAGAAGCUCAGUAAGGCGGCGAUUCUCCAGCAAACAGCUGAAUACAUCUUCUCUCUGGAGCAGGAGAAGACUCGGUUACUGCAGCAGAACACACAGCUCAAGCGGUUCAUCCAGGAGUUCAGUGGCUCCUCUCCGAAGCGGCGGCGGGCGGAGGACAAGGACGAGGGCAUUGGCUCGCCGGACAUCUGGGAGGACGAGAAGGCAGAGGAUCUGCGCCGAGAAAUGAUCGAACUCCGACAGCAGCUUGACAAGGAGCGGUCGGUCCGCAUGAUGCUGGAGGAGCAGGUGCGCUCCUUGGAGGCCCACAUGUACCCUGAGAAGCUCAAGGUGAUCGCCCAGCAGGUGCAGCUCCAGCAGCAGCAGGAACAGGUGAGAUUGCUGCACCAGGAGAAGCUGGAACGUGAGCAGCAGAUCCGAACGCAGCUCCUGCCGGCACACGGUCCCCCAGCACCCACCCAUCAUCCCACUGUGAUUGUACCAGCGCCGCCUCCUUCCCAUCACGUCACCGUGGUAACCAUGGGCCCAUCCUCCGUAAUCAACACAGUCUCUACAUCCAGGCAAAACCUGGACACCAUUGUUCAGGCAAUUCAGCACAUUGAAGGGACGCAGGAAAAGCAGCUGCAGGAGGAGGAGCAGAGGCGUGCAGUCAUCGUGACGCCUGUCCGGGCGUGCCUGGAGCCCUCCAAUUCUGACACCGCCUCCGACACAGAGGGAGAUGACAGUGACUCCAUGGAUCAGAGCAAGGAAGAUCCCUCAGGGGAGGGGGAGCUGCCCUGA
Molecule: messenger RNA, 1099 nt
Organism: Emys orbicularis (European pond turtle)
Lineage: Eukaryota; Metazoa; Chordata; Testudines; Emydidae
Gene: TFAP4
Product: transcription factor AP-4
Exons: 7
Coding region: 83-1099 (338 amino acids)
Biological process (GO): regulation of transcription by RNA polymerase II
Cellular component (GO): nucleus
Molecular function (GO): DNA-binding transcription factor activity, RNA polymerase II-specific; protein dimerization activity; RNA polymerase II cis-regulatory region sequence-specific DNA binding
Source: RefSeq, a predicted model, not a curated record